AUGACUGCUCUGGUUGCUGAAAUUUCUGAGAUGAAAUCAGCUUCCCAUGUCUUAGAUUUGGGAUGUGGCCAGGGCAUCCCUGUCAUGGAUAUCGCCGUUCAUAUUGGUUGUUCUGUUGUUGGAGUUGAUUUGGCUGAAUGCCAUAUUGAAAACGCUAAUAAAUCGGCAGAAUUUUACAAGAAAGAAAAGAAGCCCGAUCUUGAAUCGGAGUUUUAUGCGGCUUCAUAUUUCGAUCUGCCUGAAGCUGUGACCAAUCAAACGUUUACCCAUGUGAUGAUGCAGACCUCUAUGUUUUAUGCUCAUCACCGAAUUGAUGAAAUCCUGAGCACUAUAUUUAAACUUCUGCGUCCCGGUGGGGUUCUGGUAACUACUGAUGUUCUUAGGACCGGUGAGUCAGCUGAUCUUAACAAGUUCAUGAAGAUGAACUUUAUGUCUGCCUUGCUUACAUUAGACGAGAUGAAAGCUGCUUUGCUACGAAAUGGAUUAGAAUAUUACGGUGGAGAGAAUUUGGAUGACCACUUUAUUAAAAGUGCUGCUAAAAAAACCGAGAAAAUCGUCACGGAAAACAUACCAUGUCCAUCACUUCCAUUCUUCAAGCUUCAAGAGUCGAUUGUUAAGAAUAAGGAAAUGACUUUUCAAAUAGUAAUGGCUAAAAAAAUCUGA
This is a messenger RNA of Bolinopsis microptera, 663 nucleotides long. RefSeq lists its product as uncharacterized. The record is from RefSeq and is a predicted model, not a curated record. The coding region runs from base 1 to 663 and encodes 220 amino acids. The transcript has a single exon. Lineage: Eukaryota; Metazoa; Ctenophora; Tentaculata; Lobata; Bolinopsidae.